Molecule: messenger RNA, 1950 nt
Organism: Neogale vison (American mink)
Lineage: Eukaryota; Metazoa; Chordata; Mammalia; Carnivora; Mustelidae
Product: heterogeneous nuclear ribonucleoprotein R-like
Cellular component (GO): nucleus; ribonucleoprotein complex
Molecular function (GO): mRNA binding
Source: RefSeq, a predicted model, not a curated record
CCCUGCAGCACAAUAAAAUGGCUAAUCAGGUGAAUGGUAAUGUGGUACAGUUAAAAGAAGAGGAAGAACCAGAAGAACCAAUGGAUACUUCCAGUGUAACUCACACAGAGCAUUACAAGACUCUGAUAGAGGCAGGCCUCCCACAAAAGGUGGCAGAAAGACUUGAUGAAAUAUUUCAGACAGGAUUGAUAGCUUAUGUCGAUCUUGAUGAAAGAGCAAUUGAUGCUCUCAGGGAAUUUAAUGAAGAAGGAGCUCUGUCUGUACUACAGCAGUUCAAGGAAAGUGACUCACAUGUUCAGAAAAAAAGUGCAUUUUUAUGUGGAGUUAUGAAGACCUGCAUAAGGGAGAAACAGGGUAGCAAGGUGCAAGAGUCCACAAAGGGGCCAGAUGAAGUGAAGAUAAAGGCGGUGCUUGAAAGGACUGGCUAUACUCUGGAUGUAACCACAGGACAGAGGAAGUAUGGUGGUCCUCCACCAGACAGUGUGUACUCUGGUGUACAAUCUGGCAUUGGAACAGAAGUCUUUGUAGGUAAAAUGUCAAGAGAUUUAUAUGAGGAUGAGUUGGUACCCCUUUUUGAAAAGGCUGGUCCCAUUUGGGAUCCAUGUCUUAUGAUGGAUCCACUGUCUGGUCAGAACAGAGGGUAUGCGUUUAUCACCUUCUGUGGGAAGGAGGCUGCACAGGAGACCAUUAAGCUGUGUGACAGCUAUGAAAUUCACCCCAGAAAACACCUUGGAGUGCGCAUUUCUGUGGCAAACAACAGGCUUUUUGUUGGAUCAAUUCCGAAGAAUAAGACUAAGGAAAACAUUCUGGAAGAAUUCAGUAAAGUCACAGAGGGUUUGGUGGAUGUUAUUCUCUAUCAUCAACCCGAUGACAAAAAGAAGAAUCGAGGGUUCUGCUUCCUUGAAUAUGAAGAUUACAAGUCAGCAGCACAAGCCAGAUGCCAGCUGAUGAGUGGAAAAGUAAAAGUGUGGGGGAAUGUAGUUACAGUUGAAUGGGCUGACCCUGUGGAAGAACCAGAUCCAGAAGUCAUGGCUAAGGUGAAAGUUUUAUUUGUGAGAAACUUGGCUACUAUGGUGACAGAAGAAAUAUUGGAAAAGUCAUUUUCUGAAUUUGGAAAACCCAAACGAGUGAAGAAGUUGAAAGAUUAUGCAUUUGUUCAUUUUGAAGACAGAGGAGCAGCUGUUAAGGCCAUGGAUGAAAUGAAUGGCAAGGAGACAGAAGGGGAAGAAAUUGAAAUAGUCUUAGCCAAGCCAUCAGACAAGAAAAGGAAAGAGCACCAAGCUGCUAGACAGGCUUCCAGAAGCACUGCGUAUGAAGAUUAUUACUAUCACCCUUCUCCUCGUAUGCCACCUCCAAUUAGAGGUCAGGGUCGUGGGGGGAGAGGUGGAUAUGGCUACCCUCCAGAUUACUAUGGCUAUGAAGAUUACUAUGAUGAUUACUAUGGUUAUGAUUAUCACAACUAUCGUGGAGGCUAUGAAGGUCCCUACUAUGGCUAUGAUGAUGGCUAUGCAGUAAGAGGAAGAGCAGGAGGAAGGAGAGGGCGAGGUGCUCCACCACCACCAAGGGGGCCGGGAGCACCAUCUCCAAGAGGUAGAGCUGGCUAUUCACAGAGGGAGGCACCUUUGGGACCACCAAGAGGCUCUAGGGGUGGCAGGGGUCCUGCACAACAGCAGAGAGGCUGUGGUUCCCGUGGAUCUAGGAGCAAUCGUGGGGGCAAUGUAGGAGGCAAGAGAAAGGCAGAUGGGUACAACCAACCUGAUUCCAAGACCAACAACGAACAGAACUGGGGUUCCCAACCCAUCACUCAGCAGCCGCUUCAGCAAGGUGGUGACUAUUCUGGUAACUAUGGUUACAAUAAUGACAACCAGGAAUUUUAUCAGGAUACUUAUGGGCAACAGUGGAAAUAGACAAGUGAGGGCUUGAAAAUGAUAUUGGCAAGAUCCGAUUGGC